Messenger RNA from Suricata suricatta (meerkat), 603 nucleotides. It is a transcript of the gene UBA52, whose product is annotated as ubiquitin A-52 residue ribosomal protein fusion product 1. Gene Ontology annotation, cellular component: nucleus; cytoplasm; ribosome. Gene Ontology annotation, biological process: protein ubiquitination; translation; modification-dependent protein catabolic process. Lineage: Eukaryota; Metazoa; Chordata; Mammalia; Carnivora; Herpestidae. The coding region runs from base 120 to 506 and encodes 128 amino acids. The transcript has 5 exons. Gene Ontology annotation, molecular function: structural constituent of ribosome; ubiquitin protein ligase binding; protein tag activity. The record is from RefSeq and is a predicted model, not a curated record.
GUGAUCGGUGCGCAGGCGCUCUCGGCGGCAAAUCGGCGGUUUCCGGUUCCGUCGCCCUCUUUCUCUUCAACGAGGUUCCCGAGCGGUUUGGUGGCAGCGUCGUUGCGGCAGACGCAGAGAUGCAGAUCUUUGUGAAGACCCUGACGGGCAAGACCAUCACCCUCGAGGUUGAGCCCAGUGACACCAUUGAAAAUGUCAAAGCCAAAAUCCAAGACAAGGAGGGCAUCCCACCUGAUCAGCAACGUCUGAUUUUUGCCGGCAAACAGCUGGAAGAUGGCCGCACGCUGUCUGACUACAAUAUCCAGAAAGAGUCCACCCUGCACUUGGUGCUUCGCCUGCGGGGUGGCAUCAUCGAGCCUUCCCUUCGCCAGCUGGCCCAGAAAUACAACUGCGACAAGAUGAUCUGCCGCAAGUGUUAUGCCCGCCUGCACCCCCGUGCAGUCAACUGCCGCAAGAAGAAGUGCGGCCACACCAACAACUUGCGCCCCAAGAAGAAGGUCAAAUAAGGCCCCUCCACCUGCUCUUCCUUUGCCAACAAGGCGGCUUCCUGCCCAAGGCCCUGGGGCCUCAAUAAAGUUUCCCUUUCAUUGACUGGAGCAGUAA